Messenger RNA from Mercenaria mercenaria, 3097 nucleotides. RefSeq lists its product as uncharacterized. Lineage: Eukaryota; Metazoa; Mollusca; Bivalvia; Venerida; Veneridae. Bases 29 to 2590 code for a protein of 853 amino acids. The record is from RefSeq and is a predicted model, not a curated record. The transcript has a single exon. Gene Ontology annotation, molecular function: 3'-5'-RNA exonuclease activity.
AAAGACUAGUAAUGAUGAAAAAGAAAAAAUGUUUACUGCAUUAACAGAAGUAAAAAGACAGACAUCAGCUAAGCUGUCUACUAUAGGAAACAUAAAUAGAUUAAAAAAGGCAGUGAAGAAAUAUCAGUUAAUGGAAAAGCAACAGUUAAAAUCUAUAAAUACUUUAAAUAAGAGAAUAAAAGGAAAAAAUACAGAAUUGAAACGUCUUAGAUUGAAAUGUACAUACAUAGAGUCUUGUCUUAAUAAAAAAAAGAAUCGGCUAGAACAAGCAAAACAGACAAUUGUAGAACUUGAAGAUCAACUUGAAAGAAAGCAGCAUGAAUUAAAUAAUGAAACUAUAACGCGUGAAGGUAUUGAAAGACAGAUGAGGGAACAUGAAGCUGAAAAUGACUAUCUAAGGGAUAUCAUAAAUGACAAUGUGAAUACUUAUGAUGAUGAUAAGAAGGUAUUCACACCCGAGUUGCAGCAAUGUGUGUAUGAGCUACUAAAUAGUAAUGUUUCAUUUCAGCAGGUUUCUCCAGUCAUAGAAAGUGUCCUGAACAUGGUAAAAAUAAAAGCAAAUAGACUGCCUUCAAAGUCAACUGUCAAUAAUAUGAGUAUACAGAGAUUAUUCCUAAGUCAAAAACAUAUAGGGGAAAAAUUAACACCAAAACCUAAUAUUUGUGUUUUAAGUGAUGAAACAAAUAAAUUUGGAAGUAAAUAUGAAGGGAUUCAUGCCACUGAUGAAGAUGGUAAUUACUGGGUUCUUGGUGUAAGAGAAAUUUCAACAAAGGCCGGUAAGGAUGUUCUCCAGACUCUGCUCACAAUCCUAGGAGACAUUGAUUCAGUCUCUGAAACAGCUGACAACCAAGCAUCCAGGGAAAUACUGAAACAUAUUUCAUCUACAAUGUCCGACCGAGCCAGCACACAAAUUAAAUUUAACCAACUUCUAGAAGAAUUUAGGAAAGAAGUAUUAAAGGAAGAUCUUGGGGAACAGUGGGACACUAUGACAAAUGAAGAGCAACUGUCAAUCAGCAGGCUUUGCAAUUUCUUCUGUUCAUUACAUGCACUUGUCCACAUGGCAGAAACAUGCUCAAAAUCCCUUGUAGAAUAUGAGAAGAAUAUUGAUGCUCCUAUUCUAGACAUAUCGUUCAAGAAGGAAACCGAGUCUGGUACAGUUAGACUUAUACGUACAACGUGCAAAUCUUUUUCAAAAGGUGGAGAUGAAAAGAAUGGACAAUUCCUUAACUUUGAAACAUAUGCUAAAGACUUUCUGAAAGAGAAUGGUUUUAGAGGUGUGCCACUUGAAAGAUUCAGAGGAAAUAGAUUCAACAUAUUGUUUCGGAAUGCAGCAUAUGUGUACUUCCUGAAGGAUCAGCUACAGGGGUAUCUCAGGAUAGAAAGCUCUAAUAGAUUGCUUGCAGCAGUUAAACAUGACAUCAGUAUACCAGAAUAUUUAGCUGGGUGCAAAGCUCUUGGAUUGAUUAGUGAACUUAUAACAGUUCCUUUGUGGUGUAUGAUUGAGGAUGAAAAUGUACAUAUAAUUGAAGCAAGGACACACUAUGAAGAGUUAGUCCAGUACUUGGAAAACUUCCCACAACAUGUCCAAGAAUUUAUGGAAUGCAGUUACUUUCUAUCAUUUGUCAACAGGGAGAAAAUCUUUACAUCAAAGAUUGCCAUGGCCUUGUUCAAUGAGUGGGAUCAUGAUGGGAUAGUGGUGACAAUACUGAUGGUGCUAAUGCCUGCCCUUUGUGAACUUUGUAAAAGGCUUUUUAAAGAUUUCCUUCCUGGAGGAACUUGGUGUGAUGCAACAGAAUCUGUACAAGAAAGAACUCUUGGUGUGCCAAAACACAACAAAUUCUCAGAGACAAUAUUUGGUCAUAUGGAUAGAUUGCUCAGAGAAAAACCCAACAUAUCACAAUUGGCCUCAGAAGCAAAUAUGAUGUUUAUCCACAAUAAAACCAUAGAGUGGCUGAAGCAGAAAAGUAGUUUAGAGAAGGAAGCAAUUGUUAUUGCAGCUAGGAGAGAUGUACAGAGCUUACGGCUGAAGUAUAAGCAAAGGAGAGAUCAAGUAGAGAUCGAGCGAAAGCGCUUGCUUGCAGAAAAGAGAGAACAAGCUGAACGUUCUGAAGCAAAUAGAAUACGAAAAAAGGAGAACAUAACGGAUAAAGUUCAAUUGUGGGGCUUGUGGCAAACAGAGGAAGAGGUGGAUUCAGGCUUGGAUUUGCUAAAAACAAAAGUUGACAAAAUCACAGCUCUGAAAGCUCAACUGCAUUUUAGGAAAACUGUUCUUGAUCAGAAAUGUUCAGACAAAACUGCUUUCAAAAUGUCGAAAACUGUUGAUGGUAAAAACGUGUCCUUGACAGUGGAUGAAUUAAGUCAAAAUGUUAAAAAGCUUGUGCGGAAAGCAUAUGAGAUAGACAUUAAUGAAAAUCCAGAGAACCAAGUGCUUGUUGGAAAGAAAGUUAAACAUGCUUUUGAGCAGAAAGAUCAGCCUGAUGAAAAAGUAUGGUAUAUUGGAAAAGUCAUUUCCCAGGUGAAUGUUGUCUGUGGGCUACAUUUGGAUUACACUAAGCCUUAUUGUGAUUUUAAAGACUCCUUCCAUGCCUAAAAAUGUUAUUAAUUAACUCUUACUCUUAGCCAGGUACCUGGAAGAUUUUCUGCCUCUGUGACUAGUACAGAUCAAGAUCAAGAUAUAUGUGCAGUCUGAUCAUGAUCUGCACUGUUUGCUAUUCAAUCAGUAAAAUCUCCAUGAAAUACCCUAGAAACUGUAAAUGGUACUGUCCUGAUUGAAAGAUGGAACUGUUCAUUUUAGAAAUUCAACAGGGUAACGAACGAAUCACUAAAAGCUUAAAAAUUGUUUCUUUAUUUAAUACAUUGCUAACAUUGAAUCAUACAGAAUAAGUUGCUUGGUAGGAGGCUUUAAAUGAGCAUCUGAUCUCACUUGUCUGUAUUGCUAAAUUUAAUGGUCAUACCUGUGUUAUAAUAAAAUGGGGAUAAUUUGGAUUGAAUUUUAAUAUUUUAUGAAUAAACUUUAGUUAAUAUACAUGUAUUUGCCUUCCAUUACAAUGAUAUUUUUAUAUGAACUAAUUUAAGGAUAAAUAAGCAAGUUAUACUA